AUGAGCUAUUCUAUCCACGAAAACGGAAGAAUUGCAGAUGUUUAUCUCUAUACCGAGCUACCACGGUCUAAUCUCGCGUCAAUCUUCAAAAGUAGAAAGAACCUCACCAAGGCUCAUGUUCAGUACCUCAUGUAUCAGCUGUGCUGUGCCGUCCGACACAUCCAUUCUGCUGGAAUCAUUCAUGGGGCUAUCCAACCAUCGAACAUCCUAGUGGAUUCCGACGUCAGUCUACGUAUCUGUGACUUUUCUAAUGCGCAGACUUGGAACGGAAACUCCUUGGCAAGAGGUUCCAACCCUUCGUUGUGUACUACGGGCGGCUCGAUCAUCUACAAGGCGCCCGAACUCCUGCUCGGAGUAUCAAAGGUCUCUUUCGCCGUCGAUAUAUGGAGUAUUGGAUGUAUUCUUGCCGAAUUUCUCAACGGUGCCCCCUUAUUCGAUAGGAACGACCUCCCCGGGCAGAUACGGACACUCCUGGCACGACUCGGAAAACCGUCGGACGACGUUCUAAAGCGAAUAGCCUCCCCGCAAACUGUCCAAAACAUUCAAGCCAUUCGGAAACAAAAUCCGCCUGCCAUUCGGGAACUCUUCCCGACAGCGAAUGAUGCGGAAAUGCAGCUCAUACAUCAAACAUUGCUCUGGGAUCCAAUGGCGCGAAGUGCAUCGACCGACCUUCUCGAUGGUCUCUACUUUUCUCAAUGGAGAAAUACUGCGGACGAGGCGGUUUCACAUAUGGCAUUCAGGAACGACGCGUAUCUAGAGACGAGCCAAGAUGCCAUCAACCAGUUGAUCAUGUCCGAAGUGGCCUCCUUUCACAAAAUGGUCCGUCAAGCUGGGCACGAGGGGAGUAGAGAGGACGGCUCUAGGAGUUCUGCUACACGACCAAGUAAUUUUCAUCAUGGUCAAGCACAGGCCGCUCUCGAAAUAUCCUACUUUGACGGGUCUGAAGAGGACGGCGAGUUUGAGUGGGCUCCCGACGAAUGA
Messenger RNA from Serendipita indica DSM 11827, 981 nucleotides. The record is from the annotation of a GenBank genome assembly. Lineage: Eukaryota; Fungi; Basidiomycota; Agaricomycetes; Sebacinales; Serendipitaceae.